CUUCGCCCCGUCCUAUUACUCAUCAAUGGCUCGAAGUUAAUAGACGUGUAUUGGUUUUUCUCUUUCUAUAUUGCGAUUCAUGAUGGGUUUCUAGUUGCAAACAUUGCACGCGGCCGUGUGCCUUUACACACAAUUAUAAAAAUGCUUGCCAAGAUGGCGCUCCCAACGGACAACCUCGUCCUUCGAUCACAAAUACCACCACAAUCGGAAUUUGAUCUCUCGCGGCUUGUACUUCAAUCUGUGGUAAGUUCCAGAGUGAACCAACCAGCAAAAAUGAGUGCGAGUCCGUGGGACGACUUGCCCUUGGCUUCGGUCGACGGGCUGCUCUCCACUGAAGAGUGUUUUAUGCUGCUCGAUGCUGACUUCAACGAUGAUCUGCUUAAGACCCUUCCCAGCGCUGCAACGAAGUUCGAGCCGAGCAAGUACCAGCAAGAUGACGGCACCAUCAGCCUGUACCCACAGUCGCCGCCGGAAACCAAACCUAGCCGUGCGGAGCUCGCCAACGAUCUUUUGCAGCAGCUCGAAAAUCAGUGUAAACAAGAAAACAUUUUCCCGAACUGGCUGGAGGAGAAGACAGAGUUUCCCAUUUUCGACAACAUUCCCCAAGCACCGGAACGCGUAGAUGUACCGGUGGCUCCUGCCGUCACCGUCGCGCCCCCGUUCAGCGCUCCGCAGCCCACUGAAGAGCUGCUGCGCGAGUUCGAGACCGUGUAUGGAGCUGUGGAGUUGACGCAUCUGACACCGCCGCAGAGUCCGCCCGGACCUGCCACGCAACUGUUACUGAGCUACGCGCAGCAGGCACAGUUCGCGCCUCUCGCUCCCACACUACCGCUCGCGCAGGAACAGUGGCCCGUCGUCGCUCCGCAGGUGCCUCCGCCUCCGCAGGCACUCUACGACUCUGAGUUACUGGCCGUAGAGGAGUUGGUGCGUCACCGCGCCGCCGAACUCGCGUCCCCGCUUCCGUCGGGCGACAGUGCCAGCGCUUCGCCUGGUUCGUCGCCUCCGUCUUCGCCGCGCUCGUCCACCGAUGAUGAAUGGACGGUGCCGACACGACCCAAGCCUUACUCGCGCUCUACGGACGACCGCCGAUCUCGCAAGAAGGAGCAGAACAAAAAUGCGGCUACUCGUUACCGCCAAAAGAAGAAGGCCGAGAUCGAGGUCCUGAUCUGCCAGGAGCAGUCGGAGCGCCAGCGUAACGCUGAGCUCCGCGAAAAGUGCUCCGAUGUUCAGCGCGAAAUCCGCUACAUCAAAGGCCUCAUGCGCGACCUCUUCAAAGCCAAAGGUCUCAUAAAAUAAAAUCAUUUCACUCGCCGCCUUCAGCGAUUUGUCCACAUCGCGCGACUUCAAAGCCUGCGCCAGAGCAAAAUCCGUGCUAAAGAGUUCCAAGUUAAAGAAGUGUAAUUUUGAUGACUAAUGUUUUCUUGUUAGAUAGAUAACUUAAGUUUGUUCAUUUUUUGUUUCGGAUAAGCAGAUCAUUUUCACAUCGAGCAGCACUCACACUCAUGUAUCAUCAAUUGAGAGAUCAUUUAACACC
Molecule: messenger RNA, 1534 nt
Organism: Hyposmocoma kahamanoa
Lineage: Eukaryota; Metazoa; Arthropoda; Insecta; Lepidoptera; Cosmopterigidae
Gene: crc
Product: activating transcription factor of chaperone
Exons: 5
Coding region: 142-1296 (384 amino acids)
Biological process (GO): regulation of transcription by RNA polymerase II
Cellular component (GO): nucleus
Molecular function (GO): DNA-binding transcription activator activity, RNA polymerase II-specific; RNA polymerase II transcription regulatory region sequence-specific DNA binding
Source: RefSeq, a predicted model, not a curated record